UUUGUUGUUCUAGACCUGUUCAUUAUAACAAUGGCUAUCAGCCAAACUAUACUAGGCUUCAUCACUUUCACUUGUUUGAUGCACAUAACGAAACCUUCAAACUUGAACACUGACACGUUACUACAGGGUCAUGAGUUCACAACAAGUGACCGUUUGAUUUCACCUACAGGUUGGUAUACAAUGAGUUUCUUUCAGCGAGAAGGCUCUGCAGAUUUCUACCUUGGAAUUGGAAAAUCAGCUGAAAAUUCAACUGAUCAGAAUUUCUGGAUAGCCAAUAGAGACACGCCAAUCCACGACCCUGCACCGUUUCUCACAAUUGAUGAAUUUGGUAACUUGAAAAUUAUUUCCAACCGGGAUAUAAAUUCCACUAUCAUGCUCUAUUCUUCUGAUGCUGGAAGAGAAGUUAACAAUAAUAACAGUACUACUUCUACUUCUACUACUACUACCUUCAACGCCAUAUUGCAAGAUACCGGCAACCUUAUGCUUCGUGAAAUGAACCAAAAUGGAUCUUUGAAGCGGAUAUUGUGGCAAAGCUUUGAUCACCUCUCACACGUUCUCAUGAUGGGGAUGAAACUAGGGUUUGACAGAAAAACUGGUCAAAAUUGGUCUAUAACAUCACGGAGAAGUGAAGAGACUUAUUUGUCAGGGUCUUUCACCCUUGCCCUUGAGCCCACAACGAAGCAAUUGGUGAUAUGGUGGAAAGGGAACAUUUUGUGGAGUAGUGGGCAAUGGAGCAAUGGAAACUUUGCGAAUCUAAAGUCCCAAGCUUACCAGAAGGACUUUGAAUUUGAUUACUACUCAGAUGAAAAUGAAACCUAUGUGUCAUAUCUUGCUAGUUAUAUCUACAUAGCACCUUCAGGUUCAGUAUAUGGCGGCGCUUCUGGUUCUUCUUUUUCAUGCUUCAGUGAUUACAUUCUAUCUGGUUGUUCAAUGCCAAGUGUUCCCAGAUGUAGAGAUUAUGAUAGCUUGUAUCGGGGUAGCUGGAAUAGCUACGGAGUAAUGUCAGGGAAGGGUUUCAAAUUUGAUGAAAGUGAGAACCUCACAAAUUUUGAUUGCUGGAUGAAGUGCUUGAAUAAUUGCAGUUGUGAAGCCUACUCUUAUGUUAACGAUGAUGAAACUGGGUGUGAGAUAUGGAGCAGAGACUCAGCAAACUUUGUAGCCACUACUAAUUUGACAGGUGGAGGGCGUCAGAUAUACUUCCUUGUUCCCAGAAAAAAUGGCAAUACUAAGAUAUGGAUCAUAAGCACAAUAGUUGGAACUCUCAUACUAAUCAUCUUAUGCUUCACAUGCACUAAGUUGCAGAAAAAACUAAAACUGAAAGCCGAAGAUCGCAAGAAGCGAACGAAGUUAUUGUAUGAAAUCGGAGGAAAUACUGCAAUUUCCAUUGCUUAUAAUGAAAUAAAAGAACGGAAGAAAGAUGGAAAGACUAGUGAUGAUAUGUAUAUUUUCGAUUUUCAAACUAUUCUUGAGGUAACCGCUAAUUUUUCUUCCACCAAUAAGAUAGGAGAGGGUGGUUUUGGACCUGUCUACAAGGAAAAGUUGCCAAGUGGACAAGAAGUAGCCAUUAAGAGACUUUCCAAAAGCUCGGGGCAAGGUUUGGUAGAGUUUAAAAAUGAAGCCAUGCUAAUUGUCAAACUCCAACACACCAACUUAGUGAGGCUACUUGGUUUUUGUAUUGACAGAGAAGAAAGGAUAUUAGUUUAUGAGUAUCUCCCCAACAAAAGCUUGGAUUUGUACCUCUUUGGUUCUAAUCACAACACUACACUAGAAUGGAAUAUUCGAUGCAAGAUUAUUGAAGGAGUUGCACAAGGACUUGUAUAUUUACACCAAUACUCAAGAUUAAAAGUGGUACAUAGAGAUUUGAAAGCAAGUAACAUUUUAUUAGACAAUCAAUUGAAUCCAAAAAUAUCAGAUUUUGGUAUGGCGAGAAUAUUUGGAUUGAUAGAAUCUGAAGAACGAACUAACAGGAUUGUUGGAACAUUUGGUUACAUGUCUCCGGAAUAUGCAAUGAUGGGUGUGAUCUCUACCAAAACAGAUGUUUAUAGCUUUGGCAUCCUUUUACUAGAGAUUCUAAGUGGAAAGAAAAAUAGUAGUGAUUAUCCAUUUAAUCUUGCUUUUAAUGCAUGGAAACUAUGGAAUGAAGGUGAAGCUCUGACACUAACGGACACUAACAUGAACGGAUCAUACUCCCCAACCCAAGUGUUAAGAUACAUUCAUAUUGGUCUGUUGUGCACACAAGAUCAAGCAAGAGACAGACCUACAAUGCUUGAGGUUGUUUCUUUUAUUUCAAAUGAAAAUGGUGAUUUACCAGAACCUAAGCAACCAGGAUUUUGUGUUACUGGACCACCGGAAGAGGAACGCUACACUUGUUCCGUAAGGGAGACAACAAAUUCGUUGACAUCAGGUAGAUAAAAUAUUAGUUCUUGGAAGAGUUCAAAAUCUGUAAUAAUAAUUUCUGAAUAUAUAUAUAAAAUAGUGAAGAGAAGUGCUCAAUUUUCCAAUU
Messenger RNA from Vigna unguiculata (cowpea), 2503 nucleotides. Its product is annotated as G-type lectin S-receptor-like serine/threonine-protein kinase CES101. Lineage: Eukaryota; Viridiplantae; Streptophyta; Magnoliopsida; Fabales; Fabaceae. The record is from RefSeq and is a predicted model, not a curated record. Gene Ontology annotation, cellular component: plasma membrane. Gene Ontology annotation, molecular function: ATP binding; protein serine/threonine kinase activity. Gene Ontology annotation, biological process: protein phosphorylation.